UUAGGUGUUGGAAAAGGCAAACACAAUAAUUCAGUCCAGAGAGUUUACACCACAAACACCGCAGCUAUCUGAUGCUGUAAACUACUUGGAAUUCUCCCAAAUACAUCUAUUUUUGUGUUUAUUUCUAGCAAUCAAAGUUAGCUGUGCACCCAUGGCCGCCGCAGUCGCGACCUCUACUGCGGCAAGAAGCUCGAGCAAGAAAGAAUACCCCGGAGGGCUUAUACUGGAUCGGUACGAAGUCGGGAAGCUCCUGGGGCACGGGACGUUCGCGAAGGUGUACCACGCCAGGAACAUCAAGACCAACGAGAGCGUGGCGAUUAAGGUGAUUGACAAGGAGAAGAUCCUGCGAGUGGGGUUGACUGCCCACGUGAAGCGCGAGGUCUCGAUUCUCCGGCGGGUGCGCCACCCAAACAUCGUCCAGCUGUACGAGGUGAUGGCCACCAAGUCCAAGAUUUUCUUCGUGAUGGAGUACGUGAAGGGCGGGGAGCUGUUCAACAAGGUCGCCAAGGGGCGCCUCAAGGAAGACGACGCCCGCAAGUACUUCCAGCAGCUGAUUUCCGCGGUGGCGUUCUGCCACGCGCGCGGCGUCUUCCACCGCGAUUUGAAGCCGGAAAACAUCCUCCUCGACGAGGACGGGAAUGUCAAGGUUUCGGAUUUCGGGUUGAGCGCUAUAUCGGAGCAGAUAAAGCAGGAUGGACUGUUCCACACUUUUUGCGGCACGCCGGCUUAUGUUGCCCCGGAAGUCUUAGCAAGAAAAGGGUAUGAUGCGGCUAAGGUAGAUAUUUGGUCUUGUGGGGUUAUUCUAUUUGUGUUAAUGGCUGGGUAUUUACCCUUUCAUGAUCAGAACGUUAUGGCUAUGUAUAAGAAGAUUUACAAGGGGGAAUUUAGGUGCCCUAGAUGGUUUUCCCCCGAAUUAACUCGAUUCCUAACUCGAUUACUUGAUACCAAUCCUGAUACAAGGAUAACCAUCUCUGAGAUAAUGAAUAACAGAUGGUUCAAGAAAGGGUUCAAGCAUGUGAAGUUUUAUAUUGAGGAUGAUAAGUUGUGCAAUGUGAUUGAUGAUGGAAUUGAUUAUUCCUCUGAUUUGUCCGAGUCAGAAUCCGAGAUCGAGAGCAGGAGGAGGAUAGGCGGUUUGCCUAGGCCUGCUAGCUUGAAUGCCUUUGAUAUCAUCUCGUUUUCGCGUGGUUUUGAUCUGUCGGGGUUGUUCGAGGAGGGGGGAGAUGGGGAGAGGUUUGUUUCGGGGGCGCCUGUGUAUAGGAUCAUAAAUAAGUUGGAAGAGAUUGCGAAAGUUGUGAGCUUUACGGUGAGGAAGAAGGAUUGCAGGGUUAGUCUGGAGGGGACUAAGGAGGGCGCGAAAGGGCCACUCACAAUUGCUGCCGAGAUAUUUGAACUAACCCCGUCUUUGAGAGUUGUGGAGGUGAAGAAGAAGGCGGGGGAUAAAAUGGAGUUCGAAGAGUUCUGCAAGAGAGAAUUGAAGCCCGGGCUACAGAACCUAAUGCUAGAAGAUGCUGCAGCUGCUGACACUUCACAUUUACCUUCGGAUAUUGAAUAGAGGGGGAAGGAAGAGAAAAGGUACCAAACCUCAAAUGCACACUUGUUUGGCCUCUUGGGGAAUUGAGAAGAAGUCGGCUAUUGGGAGGGAGUACGAGUCGAAAACCGAGGCACUUAAGUCCAGAGCUUGGCAGUCGAAGCUGUUUCAUCUCGGAAUCAUAAAUAAUUGCAGCAGUGGAAUUGCAGUUAAUCAGCAUCUAGUAUCUGGUCUAAAACAUCAUCAGAAAUCUUGGUCUACAGUUGCUUGUACACUGGUGUUCACAAUAUGGUGAAUUUCAUAGCUGAACCUUGCAUCCCGUGGCUGCCAGUGAAGCAGAGCUAUUAACUCUUCUUUGGAUUAGUCAAUUGACCAUUUUAUACCUAGUCCUGGUAGGAAUUGAACCCUACAUCUCGUGGCCGCUAGCAAAUCGGGGCUAAUUAAUCUUCUUUGGAUUAGUCAACUAAUUGAGUUAUAUCUCAAUUUGCAAUGUGUACUAAGUUAUUAUACUAGAGUUGAUUUGUGAAAGUAAGAAAAUGUUGUUUAUUUGCAACUUUUUUGGACUUUUUUGGAUGGUUGGUGUUCUUGAA
This is a messenger RNA of Ipomoea triloba (trilobed morning glory), 2118 nucleotides long. Its product is annotated as CBL-interacting serine/threonine-protein kinase 12-like. Gene Ontology annotation, biological process: signal transduction; protein phosphorylation. The coding region runs from base 152 to 1552 and encodes 466 amino acids. Gene Ontology annotation, molecular function: protein kinase activity; ATP binding. The record is from RefSeq and is a predicted model, not a curated record. Lineage: Eukaryota; Viridiplantae; Streptophyta; Magnoliopsida; Solanales; Convolvulaceae. The transcript has 4 exons.